Messenger RNA from Oikopleura dioica, 888 nucleotides. Lineage: Eukaryota; Metazoa; Chordata; Appendicularia; Copelata; Oikopleuridae. The record is from the annotation of a GenBank genome assembly.
AUGCAGAGCAUCAACGUCGCCACUAAGGAACGAGCGGAGGCGGUUCGAAUCUACGAUAUCUGGAAGCGUUGCGAAUCUUGGGUUGCCCAAGGGAACAAGAUACACGUGGAUGACCAGCCUAAUUGGGAUCGUGACGCUGAAGACGUCAAGUCAGCUGUGGACAACGAAGAAGCUAAACUGCGAUCUCUUCCCUCGGAACGCCUCAAGCUUCAAGAUGCGCUUCAAAAGAACGAGGCCAAUUUGAAGAAGUUCGUGAUGCAUAACAUGCAGAGCUCUUUCGUCUUUGAGCAAGGGGGAUCUUACUUCCAAGUCAGCCUGGGUGCGUCAAAACUUCGGCAGCCGAAGCACAAAAACCUGGAUUACCUGGGCAUUGAACUCCGCAACAUUGUCACGGACGAGGAUACCGUUCGCUCGCUUAAGUUCAAAGAUGUUUCCACCUUCAUCAGAACUUACACCGAAGCGGCGGGCCACAUGCACAGCGACUACCACAACCUCACCCGCAUCAAGUUGGAAUUGAUGAACAACCCGCGAAUGUCGAGAUACGCCUGCUUGAACUUCAUCAAAUCCAUCUGUGAUUUGAGCUUGCAAACCGACAUGGUGGCGCUGGUCAAUCGCCUUAUCCUCGAUCCAGAGGCGAAGAAGGAUCUGAGCAACAGCGUCGACCCUGCUACUUCAAACGAGCAGCUCGUCAACCAGAAGAGGGCUCCCUUCAUGACGAAGAAAAACUACCAGGAGACCCUCACCAAAUACGCGUCAGAAAUGACCGCCGAGCAGAAGAAAGAGUACGGCUACAUUGAGCCGAAACGUCAGCGAUCUCGUCAGCGUCAGCGCAACCGAAAUGGCCGAGGUCGUGGUGGAGCUCGCAGUCACUGGGGUGGCGGAUCAUGA